UGUCUCGUGAAGCAGCAGGUGAAGAAGGAAAGGAAAGAAACAAGUUAAAAUAAAAGCUUCACUCUUUUUCUCCAUUCUUCUUCUUCCUUCUUCUUUCUCUCUCUAAAACACACUCAAUUUUGUUACUAUUCACACCCCCUCAAUUUUCUCUCUCUAAGUAUUCCAACAACACUCACAUUCAUUCUUUACUUCCUCCUUUUAUAUAUCACGAGAUCCCCAUCCCUUUCUCUCUUUCUUUCUUUCUUUCUUUCUUUCUCUCUCUACACUUUCCUUCUUCUUCAUCUUCUUCUUCAUGUCUUCUUCGCCAAAACUUCACAAUCCAUUUUUCACUUCCCACUAUACUUUCAUACAAACACAUUGCUAACACACACAAAAGAGGGUUUUUUGUGUGUGUUUUUUUAGAGAGAGAAAAAGAGGGUUAACAGAGGUUCAACAAACAAGAAAAAGAUUGAAUUUUUUUUAAAAACCCAUUUGUUUAAUUAGCCUUGAAAAUGUCGCAUUCAUCGGAAAAACCCGAAUCAGAGGUUGUCGGGUUAGAACAUUUUUCCGAUCGGUUCAGUGAAAAAGUGAGCUUCGAAGUUAACAAACCGGACUUUCGUGAACUCGAUCUGGGUUCACCCGUUUCGCCAUUGCGAACACGUGGUGGACCUUCAGCGAGUAGUAGUUCAGGUUCUUCUGGAUCUUUCUCUGGUCGAAAUAAUGGGUUAAACCAGGUUCAAAAAAGAUCCAAUUCAGCCCCUGGAAACAGUAACUCCGGCGAACUUUCUGGUUCUAGUGAGAACAGUCCAACCGCAGAGAGAUCUACAUCUACCGGGAAUCUAAAGGCUUCCAAACCGGGUCAUUUGAGAUCCGAUUCAGGAUCCGGAUUGACUCCUUUGAUUUAUUCCGGUCAAGCUGUCAAUUCGCCGCCGUUGAAUGUUCUUCCUACCGGUAACAUAUGUCCCUCCGGUAGGAUCUCCAAGAUUGGUAUGUCGGCGAAUCGGAGUUCAAGAACUGAUGUUCUUGGUUCUGGAACUGGAAACUAUGGCCAUGGCAGCAUAAUGCGCGGUGGCGCCGCCGUUGUCGCCGCCAAGGGUGAGAUUCAUAGUUCUAGGUGUAGCAUUGGGAAUGAUUUGGGGAAAAGAGGUGUGGAUCCGGAAGAGCUUAAGAAAGCAGGGAAUGAGCAUUACAAGAAGGGUCAUUUUGCAGAUGCAUUGAGUCUUUAUGACCGUGCAAUUGCUUUGUCUCCGGCCAGUGCUUCUUACCGGAGCAACCGUGCCGCGGCGUUGACUGGUUUAGGAAGGCUUGGUGAGGCUGUUAGGGAAUGUGAAGAGGCUGUCAGAUUGGAUCCUAAUUAUAUUAGGGCUCAUCAUCGUUUGGCUUCUCUAUUCAUCAGGUUAGGACAAGUUGAGAAUGCUAGGAAGCAUCUUUGUUAUCCUGGAAUGCAGCCCGAUCCGAACGAGAUGCAGAAGUUGCAAAUGGUGGAAAAGCAUAUUAGUAAAUGCGCAGAUGUUAGGAGGAUAGGGGAUUGGAAAAGUGUUUUAAGGGAAGUUGAUGCUGUUGUUGCUGCUGGAGCAGAUUCUUCUCCUCAGCUCUUUAUGUGUAGAGCAGAAGCCCUUUUGAAACUCCAUCAAAUUGAUGAUGCAGAAUCAGUUUUGUUACAUGUUCCAAAAUCGGAGCCACAUACUAAUAGUAAGAGCAAUUCCUCUUCUCAAGCAAGAUUUUUCGGGAUGGUUUCAGAAGCUUAUUCCUACUUUGUCAGAGCUCAAAUUGAGAUGGCAUUGGGAAGGUUUGAGAAUGCAGUAACAGCUGCUGAGAAGGCGAGUCAGAUUGAUUCGCGAAAUCUUGAAGUUGUUGUUUUGCUUAGCAAUGUAAGGAUGGUGGCAAGAGCUCGAGUUCGUGGCAACGAUCUUUUUAAAUCCGAACGGUUCACGGAAGCUUGCGCAGCAUACGGUGAAGGUUUGAGAUUGGACCCUUCAAAUUCAGUUCUAUAUUGUAAUAGAGCAGCGUGUUGGUUUAAGCUUGGUCAAUGGGAAAAAUCAAUUGAAGACUCUAACCAAGCUUUACAUAUCCAGCCAAAUUAUACAAAAGCCCUUCUUCGAAGGGCUACAUCGUUCGCCAAGCUAGAAAGGUGGGAAGAAGCAGUCAAAGAUUACGAGGUCUUACGGAAAGAACUUCCAAACGACAAUGAAGUUGCUGAAGCUCUUUUUCAUGCACAAGUUGCGCUAAAGAAAUCACGUGGAGAAGAAGUAUAUAAUUUAAAGUUUGGUGGUGAAGUUGAAGUAGUAUCAGGUCUUGAACAGUUUAGAGCUGCAAUAUCUUUACCAGGUGUUUCUGUUGUCCAUUUCGAAGUUGCAUCUAACUCGCAAUGCAAGCAAAUAUCGCCAUUUGUCGAUACACUAUGUAGUCGAUAUCCAUCUAUUAACUUCCUCAAGGUGGACAUUCAAGAAAACCCGACAGUUGGAACUGCAGAGAACGUAAGGAUUGUUCCAACCUUCAAGAUAUACAAAAACGGAAGCCGAGUGAAGGAAAUUGUAUGCCCUAGUCGAGACAUGUUGGAACAUUCUGUGAGGCAUUACAGCUUUUAGAAACUCAUGAUUUUGUAAUGCUUCUCUCAUCUUUCUUAUUUCCUUCUCGCCGUCCCCCGAACCGCCAGCUAAACUCUCUACUAGUCCCUACCGAACCGCCAGCUAAACUCUCUACUAGUCCCUACAGUUCUUCCAGUCUUUUGAUCCCCACCUUAAAAAUGAUCACCUGAUAUACCUGUGACAUAGUCGAAAGCCAGACAAUAAUCUCGUUAGCAUUAUCGAAUGCCGUCGGAACCCUAGAGAAUAGUCCAGUUCCUUUUUGGAGUUUUUAUUUUAUUCAUUCAUUCCCUCAUUGCUCUUUGGUUCCAUCAUGUUUCAUGUUCCUCCCAACUCUCCCUUGAUCAAUUUUCUUGUAUCACAAGUUUCUUUCUUUAAGGUUAAAAAAAUGUGUUAUGUCUGUACAAUUGAUUUAAUUAUGAGUUUUUUAAAUUUACUUUUUAAGAUAGAAAAUAUAGAGAGAUAUAUAGACAAAAGGGAGAGGAAUGUGCUGUGCUAGUUAGAGGGAGGGAUCUAUAUGUACAUGUAUAUAUGUGAUGAUAUAUAUACUAGACAAUGGAAAAAGCCUUUGAAGGGAGAUAGGUUGAGUGGUGGGGUGGGUUACCCUAUUGAGUUAGCAUAAGGAGGAUGAAAAUGUUAUUAUUGUUUCCUUUUUUUUUUUACUUUACCCCUUUUCUGUCUUUGGCCAUUUAAUCAAUAAAAGUUCCCAUUUUUUAAAA
Molecule: messenger RNA, 3283 nt
Organism: Cicer arietinum (chickpea)
Lineage: Eukaryota; Viridiplantae; Streptophyta; Magnoliopsida; Fabales; Fabaceae
Product: TPR repeat-containing thioredoxin TTL1
Cellular component (GO): cytoplasm
Molecular function (GO): protein binding
Source: RefSeq, a predicted model, not a curated record